CAUAUUGACUUCAUGUUCCUGAUCGCUCACUUACAGAGCUUCACUUUAUAAUCCAAUAUUUUCAACUUAACAUGGACCUGCUUAUGUUGGCUUUUGUGGCUGUAAUUCCAGUUCUAUCUGUCGAGAGUUUGCUAGUAUCAGGCUCAGAUGUGUCCAUAUCUGCGUCUGUGGGUGAGGACGUCACUCUGAGCUGCUCUGUAGACUCUCACAUCCCACCUGAACACAUUGAAGAGGUUUCAUGGAAGAAAACAGAUGAAGAUGAAGAUCUUCUGGUUCUGCUCUACCUAAACAAUAAGACUUUACCAGAAUCAUCAGAUGAACAAUACAGAGACAGGGUUGAAUUCUUCACUGAUGAAAUCCCCAAAGGAAACUUCUCUUUCAGACUGAAGAGAGUCAGAACUGAGGAUAAAGGAGUUUACAUGUGUCAAGUGUUUGCUGGAGAACUUUCAUUCAGUGCAACUGUAGUACUGGAGAGACUGGGUUUCUCAGUUUCACACAUAAUGGUGUUGAUUCUCUGUAUUACUGCAUCUGGAUCUGCACUUCUGCUCUGCUGUCUGAUCUACUGCAGAUCACCAAAUACAGUAAAAGGAAGUACAGUACAGAGAACUCAGUAA
This is a messenger RNA of Ctenopharyngodon idella (grass carp), 614 nucleotides long. RefSeq names its product CD276 antigen homolog. The record is from RefSeq and is a predicted model, not a curated record. Gene Ontology annotation, biological process: T cell costimulation; cell surface receptor signaling pathway; negative regulation of T cell proliferation. The transcript is spliced from 4 exons. Lineage: Eukaryota; Metazoa; Chordata; Actinopteri; Cypriniformes; Xenocyprididae. Gene Ontology annotation, cellular component: external side of plasma membrane. The coding region runs from base 72 to 614 and encodes 180 amino acids.